AUGGUAGGUAAUCACAGCUUUGUGAUGGAACAAAACGACAUGGUCGAAUCACUAACUGCAGCAGUCAGGAGCUUCAUUGAAGCUAGACUGGUCGAUAAGGAUCAUCGAUUGCAGCAGAAAGAGCAUUGUGCGGAACGAUUAGCAGCUGAGGGAGAAGGCAAUCCUUGCAAUGACAUUGUAGAAGUUCCCUACUCCGAUCAAGCAGUUCUUGCCAAUCUAGACUGGGGAAUCGAAGCCCUCGAAGAGGCAAUCAACACAUCCAAUGCAGAAACUAGAAUGGCACGUCUCGAUUAUGCAGAGAAGAUGCUACAACUUUGUGCCAUGUUGAACUCUAACCACAAAACAGCGGGUGUCCCCAACUUCUACCUCUCGGCGUGGGCGCACUUAAACCUCUCCUACCUCUCCGUACUACGCCACGACUUUCAGACCGCAGUGCUUCACAUUCUGGAGAUGUUCUUCGUGGAUCCUUUCUUUUCACGGAUCGAUUUUGCUCCUGAGCUUUGGGAAUCCAUCUUCCUCCCCCAAAUGAGCUCAGUCGUCGCCUGGUACUCCGAGGGAAGGAGAAGAAUACUGAUGGAUGUCAUCCCCGACUCCUCUGACUUAUCAUUCACCAUGGAUUUUGAUCAGUACUUCAACGAAUCUUUGAUCAUGUCUGUGAGACCUAAGCAAGCUGAGAGAAUUCAGCAGCUUGAGCAUCUUUAUGGCCAAUCUUUGGAUGAGAAUACAAAGCUCUAUGCAAAAUAUUACAAGGAUUGUAUGAGGUAUGAUUCUGCCACUAGCAGGAAGGCAAUGCCGAUGCUGCCGAUUGUAGAGCCACCGGUUACUCCACUGCACGACCUCAGUAGCCGGUCGAUUCCAGAUUAUGUGAAGUUCGGGCCAAUCCUGCCUACAAGCGCCGGUUUUUCCCCUGUCCUGAAAUCAAGAAAGAAUCCGACCGACACCUUUAGAUUGGAGGCGACACCGACAGCCUAUGAGAAUCUUGAAGCUUCUGCUGACUCGGAGAUGCCGGAAGAAAUCGCUGAGGACUGUGAAGAUCCUGAUUCAUUCAUGGAAGCUAUUAAGGCCGAAAAGGAGAAUGAAUCUAGAGCAGCUGUCUCUUAUGGAAACGCCAUACCAAAGGAGGAAACAUCUUGCAGCAGAGAAGGGAUACACCUCACCGGCUUCCGACAAUCUUCUCCGAAUAGCUCACCAGUGUAUUCUCCUGCAACUCCUAUGAAGAAACUAUCUCCGAAACCUGCGACAGAUGGCGGGAAAAUACUUCGCCUUCUCUCGUCUCGUGCCUCGGAUCCCUUGAUCUCCAACUCAACACCUGUUUCUCCACUCUCAAGCAUUAACUCAACCGAUUCUGAAGUCGAUUCGAGAGGACGAUUAAAGACUGUGAAGAACGACGUCGAUUGUGUGCACUCUGUGAGACAAGUAUUCGAAAAGAGGAAGAAUGUGGAUGAUGGAUGCCCGAGCUACACAUCUUCUCCGGUGUCGGAUGCCUUGUCGAGGCCGAAAGACUUUGUCUGUCCGAUUACAGGCCAGCUUUUCAACGACCCCGUCACCCUCGAAACCGGGCAGACCUACGAGAGGAAAGCGAUUCAGGAAUGGGUGAAUAGAGGGAACACGACCUGCCCGAUCACACGGCAGCCUCUCUCGGCAGCUUCGCUGCCGAAAACAAACUAUGUCCUGAAGAGAUUAAUCACAUCUUGGAAAGAACAGCAUCCCGACCUCGCCCAAGAAUAUUCAUUCGUUGAGACACCAAGAAAUUAUCCUAUUCGAUCCGAAUCUGCUGUCUCCGGAACAUCUGAUCAUCACAUUAGUAUUGGAGAUGAUCACAAACCUCAACAGGCGCCGUAUUCAAAUCCUCAACAAUCGCCGACGAGCGCAAGAUCUCAAGCUUCGAUCGAUUCGCUGAUCAAUGCAUUGAGCCCCUAUGUUCUAUGCUUAUGCAACUCCGAAGAUUUAACAGAAUGCGAAGGGGCUGUUCUAACGAUAUUCAAAACAUGGGAGGAUUCGAAUGUUGGCUCGAGCAUCCACUCCUAUUUAUCAUCGCCAGCAAUCGUAAAUGGCUUCAUGGAAAUACUCUCUGCGUCGCUCAACAAGGAUGUGCUCCGGACAGCAAUCCACAUCCUAUCGAAGCUGAUAUGCUCCGAAAAUCAUGUUGCCGAUCUUCUUACAAAUGUGGACUCGGAUUUCUAUUGCUUGGUCGAUUUACUGAAGAAGGGACUCCCCGAAGCUGCCGUGCUUUUGCACCUUUUCCGGCCAUCGGCGGCUCUUCUGUCUUCCCAGGACUUGGUUGCGGCGCUAAUCUGCAUAAUAUCGAACAAAAAUCAAGACUGCGGCGCCGGCGAUUUUCACUAUCCUUUGUCGCCUAAAGUUGCUGCUGUGGAGUUGCUUCGGCAAAUCGUCGUCGGAGAUGACGGCGAUGCAUUGGGUGGUGCAGUUAAGGUUGUAGAAGAGAAUGGAGUUCCGGCAUUGAUGAGCUGCCUCGACAGAGUUGAUGACGAUGGGAGGCAGUCGAUCGUUGUGGUUCUUCUUUGGUGCAUGAGAAGUGAUGUGAAAUGCAGGGAGUUUGUGGCGGGAAGAAUCGAGUUGUGGCAUGUUCUUGAGUUGUUUCAUGGCGGGGACGAUGGUGUGAGAGGCGUUUGUGUCGAGUUUCUGACUGAGUUGGUUCGACUUAGCAGGAGGACAUUGAGCAACCAAAUAUUGCAUAAAAUUAAGGAAGAAGGAACAUUCAGCACAAUGCACAGCCUAUUGGUUCAUCUACAGAUGUCUCCAAUGGAUCAAAAACUUGCCACUGCUACACUUCUUCUACAGCUAGAUCUCUUGGCUGCGCCGAGGAAGAUGAGUAUUUACCGGGAAGAAGCCAUGGAUGCAUUCAUAGAAGCACUGCAGAGAAGCGACUUCCCGACUUCCCAAGUUACAGCCCUUGGAGCAUUUUCGUCACUUUUGGGGCGUAAAAAAUCCUCAAGGAAGUUGGACAUUGAAGCCCGGUUGCUAAAGUUAGCCGGGUUUGACCUGCAUUCCACGACAACAAUUAGCACGGAUGAAUCAGCAGAAUAUGAAGCCGAGACAGUGCGCGUCUACAUAUGUAUUACAAAAUAUAUUACAUGUAGGGAAGACGAAAAUGCGUCGAGGAUUUGGGAGAAGAGAAUGGCCUUCGUGCUUUCGAGCCACGAGAAAGGCGUAAUCUUCAAAGCAUUGAAGGAAUGCUUCAGGAGCAGUUCAAUUGAGAUAGCAAGAUCUUGUCUAGUUAUAGCAACAUGGCUUGUGCACAUGCUGUAUAAACUUCCCGACUGCGGGGGGCGGGUAAUCGCCCGUAAGUUUCUGCUCGACGAGUUCAUAAACGUGCUGCAGUCGUCGAGGAAUGUGGAAGAGAAGAUCUUGGCAGCCCUUGCUCUUAAAGGCUUCAUCAGCGAAAAAGAUGGGCAGACUGAGAUCACGGCGUGCGCCAAAAGCGUCUGGAAAACCUUGAGGAGGCUUAAGAAGAGCUGCGCCGUAGCACACGAUGUAAUAAAAGCACUGAUGAAGUCGCAGUCGCUUGAUGCUGCUGAGCUAUGGUCAUUCGUCGAAGGGCCCGAGCUGGACGUGUCCAUGAAUGGAGAAAUUCUGUCAUUACUUCAUGUAAGAAACUGGUUGAUCUCCAGCCAUUCUGAUGGAACUAUUAAGGUUUGGGACACUGACAAAAGAGUUCCCCGGCUGAUACAAGAAGCCCGCGAACACUCUAAGGCUGUCACGUGCCUCUGCAUUUCACCUACAUACGACAAGCUGUACACUGGAUCUCUGGACAAAACCAUCCGGGUUUGGUCAAUCAGACACGACGAAAUCCAUUGCAUUCAAGUUCAUGAUGUAAAAGAAGCAGUACAUGUUCUGGCAGCUAACGCAAACACAGCAUGUUUCUCAUCUCAAGGAUACGGUUUAAAGGUUUACAACUGGACUGGAAGUCCCAAAAGCAUAAACUUCAACAAGCAAGUUAAGUGCAUGGUGCUCAACAAUGACAAUCUCUACUGUGGCUGCUCAAGUUACACAAUCCAGGAGGUGGAUUUGAGAACACAAACUUCAUCUACAUUCUACUCUGGUGCCAAAAAGUUAUUAGGCAAACAAACAAUUUAUUCAGUUCAGAUUUAUAACAAUAUUCUCUAUGCAUGCGGAUCAUUGAUUGAUGGUAUAGCAGGAAAGGCAUUUAAACUUUCAAGCAGGGCAAUUGUAGGAUCAUUGGCCACAGGUCUGGACGUUCAGCACGCAAAUGUGAACAAUGACUUCCUAUUUACAGCCACAAAAUGUGGAAGCAUAGAAGUUUGGGAGAAAGAAGGAUUCAAAAAACUUGGUUGCAUGAAGAUUGGAACAUCAGGAGGGAGUUGUCCAAGAAUCACAGGCACUGCCUGCGACAGGGAUGGGCACAGGUUCUUUGCAGGAACCUCUAAUGGCAGAUUACAGGUUUGGAACCUUGAUUAAGACUAUAUAUCAACUUCGUCCCACCACAAUUGAUGUUUUCCACCCGAAUGAUCAGAUAAAGCUGUCAAAAGAUUACCUGAAUUCAGCAGAAGAAGAAGGGUCAUUAUAGGGUGCUGCAUUCAUCCC
Andrographis paniculata is the source of this 4566-nucleotide messenger RNA. RefSeq names its product putative E3 ubiquitin-protein ligase LIN-1. Gene Ontology annotation, biological process: protein ubiquitination. The coding region runs from base 1 to 4440 and encodes 1479 amino acids. The record is from RefSeq and is a predicted model, not a curated record. The transcript has 17 exons. Gene Ontology annotation, molecular function: ubiquitin-protein transferase activity; protein binding. NCBI's taxonomy places the organism in Eukaryota, Viridiplantae, Streptophyta, Magnoliopsida, Lamiales, Acanthaceae.